AGUUCGUUCUGCCCGGUGAGGAGUGGGCCGGGGAGUGGCCAGCGCGCAUCUCUCGGACACCGAUUGUCAGGCCCUGAGGGUGCCCCUCGGAACAAGGCAGAGUUUGCUACGGAACGGCGAGACUGUCACCCGAUGUGCGAGACCACGUCGCCUCUGUGACAGGGAGAUGGUGACCUUCAGGGAUGUGGCAGUAGACUUUUCCCAAGAAGAAUGGGCAUGUCUGAACUCUUCUCAAAGGCAUUUGUACUGUCAUGUGAUGCUGGAGAACUACAGGAUCUUGGUGUCUCUGGGCCUUUGCUUUUCUAAGCCAAGUGUGAUAUUCUUGUUGGAACAAGGAAAAGAGCCAUGGAUGGUGAAGACAGAGCUGACAGACAGUUUGUCCACAGACUGGGGGUCUAUGUAUGUGACAGAAGGAUUAAUCCCAAAGCAGGAACUUUAUGAAGAACAGUCACCCAGAAAUAUACUAGAAGAACUUCGAAGUAUUGGCCUUGAGUGUCCCAGUUUUAUGGGAGAAUGGAGCUAUGAGCAUCAUUUUGAGAGGCAAUCUGAGAAUCUAAAAGCAUAUUUCAAGGAAGAAACCAUUGCCUUUGAAGCUCUGGUUGAUAAUAGAUCCUUGGGAAGUUUUUGUCAGAACACAUUGCUUCAUACACAACAGACAACUCCCAAAGAGGAGGAUGCAUAUAAACAAGGCACACACAAGAAAAGCUCAAAGAAGAGCUUGAAGACUGCUAAGCCCAAGGGUAUCUAUACAAAGAAGAAACUUUUGAAAUGCAACGAUUGUGAGAAAGUCUUUAGCCAGAGUUCCUCCCUUACUCUUCAUCAAAGAAUUCAUACUGGAGAAAAACCCUAUGUGUGUAUAGAAUGCGGGAAAGCCUUCAGUCAGAGAUCGAAUCUUGUUCAGCAUCACAGGAUCCACACUGGAGAGAAACCUUAUGAAUGUACAGAAUGUCGGAAAGCAUUCAGUCAGAAUGCCCAUCUAGUGCAACACUUGCGAAUUCAUACUGGAGAAAAACCUUAUGAAUGUAAGGUGUGCAGGAAGGCCUUCAGCCAGUUUGCCUACCUUGCUCAGCAUCAGAGAGUCCAUACUGGAGAGAAACCCUAUGAGUGUAUCAAGUGUGGAAAAGCAUUUAGCAAUAGGUCAUCCAUUGCUCAACACCAGAGAGUUCACACAGGGGAGAAACCGUAUGAGUGCAGAGUCUGUGGAAAAGCGUUUAGCCUUCGUUCAUACCUUACUGUGCAUCAGAGAAUACACACCUGGGAGAGACCCUAUGAAUGUAAGGAAUGCGGGAAGACCUUCAGCCAAAAUUCACACCUUGCUCAACAUCAGAGAAUUCACACGGGAGAAAAACCUUACAAGUGCCAGGAAUGUUGGAAGGCCUUUAGCCAGAUUGCCUACCUUGCUCAGCAUCAAAGAGUUCACACUGGGGAGAAACCUUAUGAAUGUAUGAAGUGUGGGAAGGCUUUUAGCAAUGAUUCCUCCCUUAUUCAACACCAGAGAGUCCACACUGGAGAGAAACCUUACGAAUGUAAUGUUUGUGGGAAGGCCUUCAGUUACUGUGGAUCCCUUGCCCAACAUCAGAGAAUUCAUACAGGAGAGAGACCCUAUGAAUGUAAAAAGUGUGAGAAAACCUUUAGGCAACAUGCGCAUCUCGCUCAUCACCUGAGAAUUCACACCGGGGAGUCACUCUUGUCACCCAGGCCAGGCAAUGCCCAAGUCCUGUGAAUCCCAUCUCCUAAAUAUUUCUGGAUUUGUGUUUUCUGUCCUUAAUGCAGAUUACUACUAUCCUGUUCUAAUGGACUUUCCAGUAUCUGUUAUUACUAGUUUCACAUCCUUUUCCCGUAAUGUGCUCACAAUGAUUUUAUUUUGAGGUGGGAUCUUGUGUAAUGCAUGCUGGCCGUAGACUCACUGUGUAGCUAAGGAUGCCCUCAAGUCGUCAUCUUCCUGUCUCUGCCUCUCAAGUGCAAGUACUGAUAUUACAGCUCUGUGCUACCACACCCAGCAGAUUUUUUGUUGUUGUUGUUGUUGUUUUUUUAAGGAUUAAUGCAUCACCAUCUCCACCUAAAAUUGACUUUUGCUUGUUAUUGUUUUUAGACAACACCCUUUAAAAUUGUAUAUAAGACUCUUCAUUGUCUGGUCCAAACAUACUAUUCAGCUUUGUUUUAUACCCAUCUCCUUUAGGCACUAGACAUUGCUUAAGACUGUGAGCUUAGAUUCUGGGAAAUCAUAGUUCUACUACUACUAUGGCAUUGUGUGACUUUGAACAUUUUAGUUGACUUAACAAAACUGUAAGGUUUUAAUCUGAAAAUAGGGAUAUUAAAGGCUACUGUACUGUGGAAAUGUAUUAAAUAAGGGUAUCUAUUGAAAAUUAAUGCAUACUGAGAUAAGACACUUGAAAGCAGAGUACUUAACAUAGGACAUCAGCUAUAGCAGAUACUCUGUAAACAGGAAUGCCUAACAUGUAUUAGGUGCACACCAGGCAUUGUUCAAAAUAGUUAGCAUAUUGACUUAUUUGCUUCUCACAGCUGGAACAAAAUUCACUGAACCUGUUUGGGAAGCACCUGAUCAAAAUUGAGAAAACCUAAGCAUUUUAAACAUAAAUGGGAGUUACCAUCCUCUUUGUGAGUAAUCAAUAUAGACCAAGGCAAUAAAAUAAUAAUUGAUUAUUGGGGUUUUACCAAGUUUCUAAGGAGAAUGGAGUGGGUUAAACCAAUAAGAUAGGAUUCACUGGGAAUAAUUCAGCACUUACAUUUAUAUAAGGGAAAUAGAAUCCAUAAUUAACUCUAAAAUCAUAAAGCAGAAAUGGGUAGUUCCCAUCAAAAGAUACUAAACCUAAAUAAUUGUCAUGAACCACCCCACCUGGGUAUGGGGGUCCCUGGGACAUUCUCGAAGACUAGGUGGGUAAGGAUUCGGUGGUGACAGACAGAAACAAACAUAGAGGCAGUUUGAAUCUGAGAGUAUUUUGCAGCUUUCAAGCAAGGCUUUUUAUCCAGGAUAAAGAAUAGCUUUUCAGAGAUUGUGUUCACCGAAACAAAUCCAGAUAGAACAAAUGACAUCAUCGUUGUUAGGCACAGUAACAUACAACUUAUUCAAGGCUAACAAUAAAUCAGAAAUUUAUUCAAGGCUAACCACAGCUAAGCGCCUAUUUUCUAACAUCAGGUUAAUAAA
Molecule: messenger RNA, 3166 nt
Organism: Phodopus roborovskii (desert hamster)
Lineage: Eukaryota; Metazoa; Chordata; Mammalia; Rodentia; Cricetidae
Product: zinc finger protein 570-like
Exons: 4
Coding region: 167-1723 (518 amino acids)
Biological process (GO): regulation of DNA-templated transcription
Source: RefSeq, a predicted model, not a curated record